AUGGCACUGUCAGUAAAAAUCACGUGUUCUCAGAACAUUCCCAUCUUGGCGAAAACCAAAAUUUCCAAAACGUCAAUUGAAAUUGAGACUGGAGAAACACGAUUAAAACAAUCGGGUAAACUUGAAAAUUUCCUGAAGUAUUUGGUUUUAAUUCAGAACUGUUUAGAAUCGGAAAAGAGCCAGGAAAUGAAAUCGCGUCUAGUUGCUGGCGGGGAGGAUGAAAAGGAAAAGUCAGAGAAGGAUAAGGAAGAGAAGAAGGAAGAGAAGAAGGAAGAGAAAAAGGAGGAAGCAGGAGAUGCAAAGAUUUCGAAAAAGGUAGAAGUGGCCAAGUCCACAGCUAACAAUCCUGAUUCCAAAGAUACCAAAGAUGGGAAACCCGAGCCAAAGGCCGAAUCUCAGUAUCAAAACUUGGACGUCAAACUUCCAGCGGAGUUCAAGGCUCCGCCUGUUGAGCAGAAGCCCAGUGAAACCAAGACGAAGCCAGUUGCAAAAAAGAAGAAGUCGAAUCCAUGCUGCACGAUUUGCUGA
This is a messenger RNA of Caenorhabditis briggsae, 528 nucleotides long. The transcript is spliced from 2 exons. The record is from RefSeq and is a predicted model, not a curated record. Bases 1 to 528 code for a protein of 175 amino acids. NCBI's taxonomy places the organism in Eukaryota, Metazoa, Nematoda, Chromadorea, Rhabditida, Rhabditidae.